This is a messenger RNA of Carcharodon carcharias (great white shark), 1975 nucleotides long. RefSeq names its product ETS domain-containing transcription factor ERF-like. The transcript is spliced from 4 exons. Gene Ontology annotation, biological process: cell differentiation; regulation of transcription by RNA polymerase II. Gene Ontology annotation, molecular function: DNA-binding transcription factor activity, RNA polymerase II-specific; sequence-specific DNA binding. Gene Ontology annotation, cellular component: nucleus. Bases 40 to 1368 code for a protein of 442 amino acids. The record is from RefSeq and is a predicted model, not a curated record. NCBI's taxonomy places the organism in Eukaryota, Metazoa, Chordata, Chondrichthyes, Lamniformes, Lamnidae.
AUCCCCCCCAUUCCCCCCGCCCCCCCCCCCUCAAUAGCCAUGAAAACCGCUGGGGUCAAGACGGAGGGAGAGGAAGAGGACGACGACGGAGUGGGCUUGGCCUACCCGGACUGGGCCUACAAGCCUGAAUCCAGUCCUGGGAGUCGCCAAGUCCAGCUCUGGCACUUCAUCCUGGACCUGCUGCGGAAGGAGGAAUAUCGGGAAGUCAUCGCCUGGCAGGGAGAUUACGGGGAGUUUGUCAUCAAGGAUCCCGAUGAGGUGGCUCGGCUCUGGGGAAUGAGGAAGUGCAAACCUCAGAUGAACUAUGACAAGCUCAGUCGGGCCCUCAGGUAUUACUACAACAAACGCAUUCUACACAAAACCAAAGGGAAGAGGUUUACUUACAAGUUUAACUUCAGCAAGAUGGUGAUGGUCAAUUAUCCCUUCAUUGAUGUCCGAGGAUCUGGUGCCGUUCCUCAGAGUGCCCCCCCAAUCCCCACCAGCUCCUCCCUCUUCCACUUCCCGGCCCCCGAUGCCCUCUCACCGCGCUGCUGCGGCCCUUUCGAUGCUGCGGCAGCUGGUCGCCGAGGCCGAGGCUCGGUUUCGGAUGGGAGUGAGGGGACGCCCGCCACCUCCGAGCAGGAGGAUUGCAGCGGUGAAGCACGGUGGGGCUUGGAGGGAGUCGGCGGGGCCUUCAGCUCCUUCGGCAGGCCCGCCCGCCUCUACCAGGAGCCCCGUAGCCCCUUCUCCCCCCUCCUCCCUCCCUCCCUGGCCUUGUCUCCCGGCUUCCCCUUGACCCCCACCCCCUACACCUGCACCCCAUCCCCCAGCUUGAGCCCCGGGCUCGGGGGCAGGGCCAGCACCCGCUUCACGUUCAACCCCGAGGAGAUGAGCCUCUACCUCCAGGCCCACGCCCGGUCCGUCUACAACUACCACCUGAGCCCCCGGUCCUUCCCCCGCUACCCGGGGCUGCCGGUGACGGCCUUGCCGGCGAUGCCCCGCCCAGCCAACGAGCUGGCGCCCAGCAUCCAGCUCCAGGCCCCGCCCCCGGGCCGCAAGCCCCGAGCCGAGGCCCAGGGGGCGCCGUUCACCCGUCCGGCGCCGCCCCCCGCUGCCGAUCAGCCGGCGGGGGCCGAGGGCGGGGGAGGGGGCGCCGCCCCUCCCCGGGAAGGGCGGCGAGCCGAGGAGAAGCACUGCAUGCCCCUGAAGCUGCGGUACAAGAGGCAGUGGGUGGAAGACAGCUGCAAGCAGAAGGCCCGGGGCCUGGGGCCGGGGCUUGACCUCCCCUCGAAGGUGACCCCUUCCCCCUUGGCUGACGAGCUGGCCCCUGAGGCUGAAGGCGGACAGCAGAGAGCGACGCCGGGCCGGAAACAGGAGCUGACAGACUGAAGGAGACGGGCUGUUUGCCAAUAUGUUGCCUUUAUGUACGCAAAUAGCUAGACAUAUAAAAUAGACAAAUCGACAUCCAGCUCUCUGAGAAUGUCGGGGUUUUAAUCAUUAUCCUGUACAGACACGCUCCGUCCUUCCCACCCCCUCCUUCCACUCUCCCUCACCACCCCCCCACUCCUCCCCCACCCCCCGCACCUCCUCCCUCACCACCCCGCCCCCACACACCCCUUCCCUGUCUCAUGCAGCCACCCAACCCCACACACUCCGUCUCUUGCCCCCAUGCCUGGAAGAUUACUUCGUGUGCGAUAGCGAACUGACUGCCCGGCGUGUGCAAAUGAGGGAGAGGUGGGUGAAAGGGUUAAUCCCCCUCCGAUAGGGAACCGACAGCCCAGUGUGUGUAAUUGGGGGAGAGGUGAGUGAGAGGGUUAAUCCCCCUCCGAUAGGGAACACACUGCCCGGUGUGUGUAAAUGGGGGAGAGGUGGGUGAGAGGGUUAAUCCCCCUCCUAUAGGGAACAGACCGCCCGGUGUGUGUAAAUGGGGGAGAGGUGGGUGAGAGGGUUAAUCCCCCUCCGAUAGGGAACAGACCGCCCGGUGUGUGUAAAUGGG